AUGAACAGGACAACCCCAAAAGCCAAUAACAAUCAUGUUCCAGUACAUCAUCCUCGGACUAACUCACCCUACCCCUUGUCUCCCAAGACUAUCUCGUUGUCAUGCUUGGCAUUGUUCAUGCUCGAGGUAGCUCUGGUAGAAGCAAUGGAAUUUUCGGCUACCGCAGGUCGAUCGGCCAAGUUUGCCAACCAUACCCCCAAAGCGGGCCAAGAAUCUUCGGCAACUUUUCUGGAAUCCGGGACAGCGAGUUGGUCAAAAAAGCCCAGGGUUGAGAAUGAAGUACGCCUGGCUCGAGGAGGCCCAAGUCCCCUUGCUGAAGAGCAGCUCAAAAACUCUGGAGACCCAUCAAAGCUUGAAAACUUGAAGAAACUCAGUGGCAUCCAGAGGUUUUGGAAAAAAUUGAUGAGAAUUUUGAUGGCAUUUUUCAAGCCUACCAAGCCAGUCAAGGAAGGUCAAUCUCAAGUGUGUUCCCCUCCUUCUAACAUCAUUUUAUAA
This is a messenger RNA of Puccinia graminis f. sp. tritici CRL 75-36-700-3, 495 nucleotides long. RefSeq lists its product as uncharacterized. The record is from RefSeq and is a predicted model, not a curated record. The transcript has 2 exons. Lineage: Eukaryota; Fungi; Basidiomycota; Pucciniomycetes; Pucciniales; Pucciniaceae. The coding region runs from base 1 to 495 and encodes 164 amino acids.